This is a messenger RNA of Hyaena hyaena (striped hyena), 1856 nucleotides long. It is a transcript of the gene FOXRED1, whose product is annotated as FAD dependent oxidoreductase domain containing 1. The record is from RefSeq and is a predicted model, not a curated record. Gene Ontology annotation, cellular component: cytoplasm. Gene Ontology annotation, molecular function: oxidoreductase activity. The transcript has 11 exons. Lineage: Eukaryota; Metazoa; Chordata; Mammalia; Carnivora; Hyaenidae. Bases 21 to 1478 code for a protein of 485 amino acids.
GGCUGGGGCGCAGAGUGGCCAUGCUUCGCAGGGCGUUGCUUCUCGGCUUGGGCGGAGGCCCCUUGGGCCGGGGUCUCGGCACACACAGAGGAGGCUCUACUCUGGGCUGGGAUGGAAAGGUGUCCGAGAUUAAGAAGAAGAUCCAGUCAAUCCUGCCCGGCGGGACCUGGGAUCCACUGUACGACACCAGCUACCUGCCCCCUGAGCGCGCGGAUGUGGUGAUUGUGGGGGGUGGGGUGCUUGGCCUGUCCGUGGCCUAUUGGCUGAAGAAGUUGGAGAAGCCACGAGGUGCCAUUCGGGUGCUGGUGGUGGAACGGGACCACACGUAUUCCCGGGCCUCCACUGUGCUUUCCGUGGGCGGGAUUCGUCAGCAGUUCUCGGUGCCUGAGAACGUCCAGCUCUCCCUCUUUUCAAUUGACUUCCUACGGAACAUCAACGAGUACUUGGCCGUAGUUGACCCUCCCCUGGACAUCCAGUUCAACCCUUCGGGCUAUCUCUUGCUGGCUUCAGAAAAGGGGGCUGCCAUCAUGGAGAACAACGUGAAGGUGCAGAGGCAGGAAGGAGCCAAAGUUUCCCUGAUGUCUCCUGAGCAGCUUCGGAACAAAUUUCCCUGGAUAAACACAGAGGGCGUGGCUUUGGCAUCUUAUGGGAUGGAGCAGGAAGGUUGGUUUGACCCCUGGUCUCUGCUCCAGGGGCUUCGCCGAAAGGUCCAGUCCAUGGGGGUCCUUUUCUGCCACGGAGAGGUGACACGUUUCGUGUCUUCAUCUAACCAUGUGGAGACCGUGAGUGGGGAGAAAGUGAAUUUGAAAAGAAUUCACGAAGUCCAUGUGAAGAUAGACCAAAGCCUGGAAUACCAGCCCGUGGAAUGUGCCAUCGUGAUCAAUGCGGCAGGUGCCUGGUCCGGCCAGGUUGCAGAGUUGGCUGGCAUCGGGAAGGGGCCACCCGGCACCCUGCAGGGCACCAAGCUACCUGUGGAGCUGAGGAAAAGGUAUGUGUACUUGUGGCACUGCCCCCAGGGACCAGGCCUGGAGACCCCAUUCGUUAUCGACCCCAGUGGAACCUAUUUCCGCCGAGAAGGAUUAGGCCAGAACUACCUGGGCGGCUGUAGCCCCACUGAGGAGGAGGAACCGGACCCAGGGAACCUGGAGGUAGACCAUGAUUUCUUCCAGGACAGGGUGUGGCCCACUUUGGCCCAGAGGGUCCCGGCUUUUGAAAGUCUGAAGGUUCGGAGCGCCUGGGCUGGCUAUUAUGACUACAACACCUUUGACCAGAAUGGCGUCGUGGGUCCCCACCCACUGGUCCUCAACAUGUACUUUGCCACGGGCUUCAGUGGCCACGGGCUCCAGCAGGCCCCUGCCGUGGGGCGGGCUGUGGCGGAGAUGGUGCUGGAGGGCCACUUCAGGACCAUCAACCUGAGCUCCUUCCUCUUCAGUCGCUUUUACUUGGGAGAGAAGGUUCAGGAGCACAACAUCAUCUGAGCCCGUAAGCUCUUCGCUGGGCCCCGCCACCCUGUCUGCCACCCGUGGCCUCCAUUCUCAUCCUCCUCACUGCUGGGUUCCGCCCCAGCACCCGGCCAGGCUCUCCAUCUCUCCUGUCCCCACCGGGUGAGGCCCAGGCCAACAGAGAGUGUGGGGGUAAGACCCCAGGACCACCCGCCAAGGCAGUGCCACUGGCAGAACACCUGAGCACGUGGUCCAAGACCGCCUUGUCCCUGGCACCGAGCCAGGAAGAUUGCCUCUGCCCCAAUGGGCAGGCUCCCCAGAGCCUGGGCAGGGAGCCCUCCAGGGUGGCUGGCCCAGAUUUAGUGAUUGUUUACCUACUCAUCAGUCAAUAAAUGUGAUUACUCUUUCCACCCA